Molecule: messenger RNA, 2739 nt
Organism: Trematosphaeria pertusa
Lineage: Eukaryota; Fungi; Ascomycota; Dothideomycetes; Pleosporales; Trematosphaeriaceae
Exons: 4
Coding region: 1-2739 (912 amino acids)
Biological process (GO): DNA-templated transcription; regulation of DNA-templated transcription
Molecular function (GO): DNA-binding transcription factor activity, RNA polymerase II-specific; DNA binding; zinc ion binding
Source: RefSeq, a predicted model, not a curated record
AUGUCUGAGUGCUCAGCAUCGCCGUCGGACCACCACCACCACCUCCAGCCGCCGAAGCGCAAGGCCGCCCAAGCCGGCCUCGACGGAAACACCACCGGCCGCUCAGUGAAGAGGAGGGCUUCCAAGGCAUGCCAGUGCUGCCGGGCGCGCAAGGUCAGAUGCAAUGUCACUGAGCACGGCGCGCCGUGCACGAAUUGCAGGCUCGACGAGGUCGAAUGCAUUGUGUCCGAGAGCAGGAGGAAAAAGAAAUGGACCAAGGACGACGAUCCCCAAGGAGAGAAUACGACCGCCUCGGCCACAAAUGCCAACCGCAAGCUGGCUUCGCGCGAGGCCUUGGACAGCAUCCAAAACCUGAACUCAGCCGCCGUGCGGCGGUCACAUGAAGCAGAAGCGCGGCAUGACGAGCACGUGCCUCACUCCAUUUACCAGACCCACGGCCACCGCCUGAACUCCAUCUCCGGCUUCUCAGACCUGCACCGCCGCCUGUCCGUUACCUCACAGACCAAUGGCUUGUCCAUGCUCCCCUUUACGCCCUUUGCCGGCGACAACCGCGCCGCGUACUUUGGGAACGUGGCACCGAAAUUCAGUGCGAAUGAUCUUCCGGAUUUCAUCAAGCCGCUCCCCGUCAAAAUCGGACCCGACGAAGUUGCCUAUUUGGAGAAGAAGGGCGCGUUGACGGUUCCGAAGGGCACUCUGCGCAAUGAGAUCUUACGCGCGUAUAUCGAGUUUGUGCACCCGUACAUGCCGCUUCUGGACCUGCACGAUUUCCUUACGAUGAUUGAUCGACCGGACACGAGCCUCGGAAAGGUCAGCUUGAUCCUUUUCCAGGCGGUCAUGUUCGCCGGCUCGGCUUUCAUCGAUAUGCAUCAUCUGCGUACCGCGGGCUAUGUCACACGGAAGGAAGCUCGCAAGGACUUCUUUCAGAAGACUAGGGUGAGUAGCAUCUCCUUUCAUGGGUUCUCGGUUGUGUUCGGUCGGCCGAGCAACUCUCUUCUUUACGACUUUGACUACGAAUCGGAUCGGGUCUCUCUUGUACAAGCGCUACUCCUCUUGACGUACUACUACGAAACUCCAGAUGACCAGAAGGACACAUGGCACUGGAUGGGCGUCGCGACUUCGGUCGCGCACACGAUCGGCCUUCAUCGCAACCCAGACAAGGGUCAUAUGGACUCUAAGCGUACGAAGCUCUGGAAGAGGAUAUGGUGGUCGACUUAUAUGCGCGAUCGCCUCAUAGCCUUGGGCAUGCGACGACCCACUCGCAUAAAGACCGAGGACUUCGAUGUGCCCAUGCUCACUUUGGAUGAUUUCGAGCUUGCUCCCAUUCCAGACUCAAUUUCUUGCGUGCCUCCGGACUGCCGCGUAGCCCGGGAUGUCGACAUGCAGCGCCAGCUAGCCAUUAUGUGCAUCGAGAAAGCCAGGCUGUGCCUAUGCAUUUCACAUGUCUUGUCUAAGCAGUACUGUGUCUUGAACAACAACCAGGGCCUCCUGAACGACCGAACGACAAUGAUGUUGCUUCCGAAGAAACUGGACCCCGAGACCAGCGAAGUCAAAACAUGCGACGAGGAGCUGCAGAGGUGGGUCAAAGAGCUACCAGAGGAAGCCAAGUACUCCGACACCUACACUGGAGAGAAAUCAUUAGAUCUGAACCGCGCUUUGUUGCACAUGGUCUUUUUCACGACUCUUUCUGCGUUACAUCGACCGCAAGUCCUACCGUCCGCUCAAGGAGGACCCGCGAGCACACCAGCCAAGCCGGAUAUCGCGUCUGACCUUUUGGAAGUCUCGCGUCGGAACGUUCGCCGAGCUGCUUCGGCCAUCACCUCGAUCGCCCAGCGCCUCGAUACAGUGGAUCUCGUCAGAUAUCUACCCACCACCGGCGUCACGGUCCUCCUCCCGGCCAUUAUCAUCCACCUGCUCGACAUCAAGGCUCCAGAGGAGGAGACUCGCCGAAUCUCACUCCGCGGAUUCUGCCAAUGCAUGGCGGUCAUGGGCAAGCUGCGUGAUUUGUACGCCGCAGCGGACUACUCCACCGCCUUCCUCGAAGCUGCAAUCCGCAAAGCUGGCAUCCAUAUUGCGCCUACGACGGCACAGACACCUGGCGCCAACGGAGCAUCCGCAAUGCCAGCGAAGCCAUCGCCGGUGACUACCGUCGAAGAUCUCGUGGACGCCGGAAGAAGACUAGACAUGCAAUCUAUGAUGAACGUGACAAUGGCGGCCUCACAGCAGCUGCAGCGCUCAACUCUGACGCCACCACCAGACAACGGAACCACGAAUAUGCACGCGCUCGAGAAACUCCCAGACCAAAACAACGUCACCGACGAAGAAGUCGCCCGCCGCCUAGAAACAUUCCUCGCUUCCACUCCCCCAGAGUCCGAUCAUGACCACGACCUCGAUCCUUCGCAGGACUUCCACCCCUCGAUCACGAUCGCCGAAGACCUUCCCGCGACGACCACGACCAUGGCGCCCAACCCCUUCAACAAAUACAGCACACUCGAGCUCCCAUCGAACCCCUUCAGCAGCAUCAACCACCACCACGACGACGAAAUGCUGUUUAGCAGCCUGCCCAUGCACCACGACUUCGACGACGGCGACUUCGACAGCUUGCUGAAUCUCGAUGCGGUGGGCGAGGCGUUUACUUUCAACGAGGCUGCGAUCGACGAUGCGAUCGAGCGGCAGUUGGGCGAGGUGGAUUGGAUGGGGAAUGGGACGGCGCUGGCGUUUGGGGAGGAGGUGAGAGCAUGA